AUGGAGAAUCUUAACUUAGCCCUUGUUUCUUCCCCUAAACCUCUACUUCUGGGACAUUCCUCCUCAAAAAACGUCUUCACAAGAAGAAAGCCUUUCGCUUUUGGGACUUUUCGCGUUUCUGCUAACUCUUCAUCCUCUCAUGUCACCAGGGCUGCUUCUAAAUCUCACCAAAAUCUAAAAUCUGGUUCUGAGUCACCCUCUUCUUCAUUUGGAUUGCAAUUGGUAUCGUCUAUGGCAUCAUUCUGUUGCUCGUGUCCGAGUGAGUCCAUGCCUGUUCUUAUGCUGCUAACGGAGUGCCUUAAGUAUCUUCCACAUGAGACCUCUGAAGACUAUAGGAAAUUAGUAUUUGUUGUAGAACAUAUGGUGGAGGCGUAUAUAGUGGUACUUAAGUCUCUGGCCGGAGAGAAAUUGCUGAUUGCCGAGGUUCAACUACAUGCUGUUGAAUUCCUGGGAACAGUUCUGUCUCUGUUGACGUGUCUUCAGUGGCACUCUGGUGGUUAUGAGCCCAUAAUUGAACUCUCAAGGCGAUUGUGUUCUGUUCAGAAAGAUCUCGGUUUGCAAUGGGAGCCUGAUUAUGAUGCUAAACCCAGCUUUACACAGAUCUUGGUAAUCUCAUCUAUUGGGUUGAUAUUUUUCAUAGCAUUGCGUUAUCAUCUCAAAAAGAUUCGAGAUCAAAAGAUCAUUCCGCGUUUAAGAUUAUCGCGUGCAGGUCACCCCCCAAAGCUUGAAAGAUUCUCUCAUUACGUAGCUAGGCAAAUGGGGUUCAAGGAUAGGAGAAUCGAAGUUAUCGCCUUCAUCGAUAUAAUUUCAAUAUGGUGGCAGGUUAUUGGUGGAGCAGUGAUAGUUAUAAUGUUACCUCUAGUGGCACUAACUACACAAUCAGCUUCAUAUGUAUUCACAAACUUUGAAUUAGCACCUAAUACAACAGGAAUAUCAAGCAAACCGUAUGCGGUGAUUCUAUCGUUUCUUGUGAGCCAAUAUUCCCUCUAUGGAUACGAUGCUGCAGCGCAUCUAACCGAAGAAACUAAAGGCGCAGACAAGAACGGACCUAUUGCAAUACUAGGUAGUCUUGCCAUCAUUUCAGUAUUUGGUUGGGCUUAUAUCUUGGCACUCACAUUCAGCAUUCAGGAUUUCGCUUAUCUUUAUGAUCCAAACAAUGAGACUGCUGGAGCAUUUGUGCCAGCACAGAUAUUGUAUGAUGCAUUCCAUGGAAGAUAUCACAAUUCUGCAGGAGCAAUAGUUCUACUAUUUAUAAUUUGGGGUUCUUUCUUCUUUGGUGGACUUUCAAUCACCACAAGCGCUGCCAGAGUCGUUUAUGCACUGUCAAGAGAUAAGGGAGUGCCGUUUUCGUUCCUAUGGCGAAAAUUGCAUCCAAAGCACAAGGUUCCUACAAAUGCUGUAUGGCUAUGUGCAGCAAUAUGCAUUCUUCUUGGUCUACCAAUAUUGAAGGUGAAUGUGGUAUUUACUGCAAUAACUUCAAUAUGCACAAUUGGUUGGGUUGGUGGUUAUGCAGUUCCAAUAUUUGCAAGAAUGGUAAUGCCUGAGAAGAAUUUCAAGGCUGGACCAUUUUAUUUGGGAAAGGCAAGAAGACCAAUUUGUUACAUUGCAAUCCACACAAUGAUUGAAGAAGCUGAAGCACAGUGUGCUUUGUUGAACUCUGAAUCAUUAUGCGAUGGAUGUUUCAGUUCAGAUUCAGAUAUAUUUCUCUUUGGUGCAAGGACAGUGUACAGGGAAAUCUGCCUUGAUGGAUAUAUCCUUCCAUGUAUAGCCGAAAGGGAUUUACGACGAUUUGCCAAUUUGCGAUCAACUUCGUCUGAACUUGGGUUGAACCUUCCUUUACAUGAGGGAUUGGAAUCACCCGCUGAUGGUAGACGUUCAUCUGAGUCUAGCUACCGUAUUGGAGAUAAUGGAACUUCAGGGGGGACAAAUUAG
Molecule: messenger RNA, 1932 nt
Organism: Vicia faba (fava bean)
Lineage: Eukaryota; Viridiplantae; Streptophyta; Magnoliopsida; Fabales; Fabaceae
Source: the annotation of a GenBank genome assembly